CGCGGGCCGGGGUCGUCCGCCGGGGCCGCUGCGGGUCUGGCCUCGCGUGGCCGCUGAAGCACCGGAGCGCCGCUUUCUGCGGGAUGAAGGGCUGCCCGCCGCCGCCGCCCGGUUGUUUAUGCGCAGGCGGCUCGCCGCGCCGGGCGCUCAAGGUCUGAACUUCCCUUCGGAGCCGCGGCGGGAGCCGGCGGCGGCCGAGGCAGAACCGACCGCGGGCGGCCGCGCUCGCAGGACCGGGGGCGCUCCAGGUACGAGGGAGCGGCCCGAGAGGGCUCAGAGAGCGCGGCAACAUGGCUUCCCCUCCCCACCAGCAGCUGCUGCAGCACCACAGCACCGAGGUGAGCUGCGACUCCAGCGGAGACAGCAACAGCGUGAGAGUCAAGAUCAACCCCAAGCAGCUGUCCUCCAACAGCCACCCCAAGCACUGCAAGUACAGUAUCUCCUCCAGCUGCAGCAGUUCGGGGGACUCCGGGGGCGUUCCCCGGAGAGUGGUCGGCGGAGGCCGCCUGCGCAGGCAGAAGAAGCUGCCGCAGCUGUUCGAGAGGGCCUCCAGCCGCUGGUGGGACCCCAAGUUCGACUCGGUAAACCUGGAGGAGGCCUGCCUGGAGCGCUGCUUCCCGCAGACCCAGCGCCGGUUCCGCUACGCGCUCUUCUACAUCGGCUUCGCCUGCCUCCUCUGGAGCAUCUAUUUUGCUGUGCACAUGAGAUCCAAGCUGAUUGUCAUGGUCGCCCCCGCCCUGUGCUUCCUCCUAGUGUGUGGGGGCUUUUUUCUGUUUACCUUUACCAAGCUGUACGCCCGGCAUUACGCGUGGACCUCGCUGGCUCUCACCCUGCUGGUGUUCGCCCUGACCCUGGCUGCGCAGUUUCAGGUUUUGACGCCUUUCUCAGGACGCGUUGACAGCUCCAAUCAGACUCCCGCAGCCAGGCCCACAGACACUUGCUUAUCUCAAGUGGGGAGCUUUUCCAUGUGCAUCGAAGUGCUCUUUUUGCUUUACACCGUCAUGCACUUACCUUUGUACUUGAGCUUAUGUUUGGGGGUGGCCUAUUCUGUUCUUUUUGAGACCUUUGGCUAUCACUUCCGGGACGAAGACUGCUUCCCGUCUCCUGGAGCCGGCGCCCUGCACUGGGAGCUGCUGAGCAGGGCCCUGCUCCACGUCUGCAUUCACGCCAUCGGGAUCCACCUCUUCAUCAUGUCUCAGGUGAGGUCCAGGAGCACCUUCCUCAAGGUGGGGCAGUCCAUUAUGCACGGAAAAGACCUGGAAGUAGAAAAAGCCCUUAAAGAGAGGAUGAUUCAUUCUGUGAUGCCGAGAAUCAUUGCUGAUGACUUAAUGAAACAGGGGGAUGAAGAGAGCGAGAAUUCUGUCAAGAGGCAUGCCACCUCGAGCCCCAAGAGCAGGAAGAAAAAGUCUUCCAUACAGAAAGCUCCCAUAGCAUUCCGCCCCUUUAAGAUGCAGCAGAUCGAAGAAGUCAGUAUCUUAUUUGCAGACAUCGUGGGCUUCACCAAGAUGAGCGCCAACAAGUCCGCUCAUGCCCUGGUGGGUCUCCUGAACGAUCUGUUUGGUCGCUUUGACCGGCUUUGCGAGGAGACCAAGUGUGAGAAAAUCAGCACUCUGGGAGACUGUUACUACUGUGUGGCAGGGUGUCCUGAGCCCCGAGCAGACCAUGCCUACUGCUGCAUUGAAAUGGGCUUGGGCAUGAUAAAAGCCAUCGAGCAGUUCUGCCAGGAGAAGAAAGAAAUGGUGAACAUGCGUGUCGGGGUGCACACGGGGACUGUUUUGUGUGGCAUUUUGGGCAUGAGGAGGUUUAAAUUCGACGUGUGGUCCAAUGAUGUGAACUUGGCCAAUCUCAUGGAGCAGCUGGGAGUGGCCGGCAAAGUUCACAUUUCCGAGGCUACUGCAAAAUAUUUAGAUGACCGGUACGAAAUGGAAGAUGGGAAAGUCAUUGAGCGCCUUGGCCAGAGCAUGGUUGCUGACCAGUUGAAAGGUUUGAAGACAUACCUGAUAUCGGGUCAGAGAGCCAAGGAGUCUCCCUGCAGCUGUGCAGAGGCCUUGCUUUCUGGCUUCGAGGCCAUUGACGGCUCACGGGUGUCCUCAGGCCCUAGGGGACAGGGGACAGCAUCAGCAGGGAGCGUCAGUGACUUGGCGCAGACUGUCAAAACCUUUGAUAACCUUAAGACCUGCUUUUCAUGUGGAAUCACAUUUGCUCCCAAAUCUGAAGAUGGUGCAGAGGGAGGAGCUGUCCAAAACGGCUGUCAAGACGAGCAUAGAAGUAGCACCAAGGUAACAAGCUCAUGGCUGUUGUUCCCGUCAGUUCCUCUCCUGGCGCAUCCACCUAAGGCUUCUGGAGGACCUAAUUCCAAAACUCAAAAUGGACUUCUGAGCCCUCCCAAAGAGGAGAAGCUCACCAACAGUCAGACCUCUCUGUGUGAGAUCUUACAGGAAAAGGGAAGGUGGGCCGGGGUGAGCUUGGACCAGUCGGCCCUCCUGCCGCUGAGAUUCAAAAACAUCCGGGAGAAAACAGAUGCUCACUUUGUGGACGUCAUCAAAGAAGACAGCCUGAUGAAAGAUUAUUUUUUUAAGCCGCCCAUUAAUCAGUUCAGCCUGAAUUUCCUGGAUCAGGAGCUGGAGCGAUCCUACAGGGUCAGCUAUCAAGAAGAGGUCAUAAAGAAUUCCCCCGUGAAGACUUUCGCCAGUGCCACCUUCAGCUCCCUGCUGGACGUGUUUCUGUCCACAACCGUGUUUCUCAUCCUCUCCGUCACCUGCUUCCUGAGGUACGGGGCCGCCGCCGUGCCUCCCCCACCCGCUGCCUUGGCGGUCCUCGGUGCGGCCCUGCUGCUGGAGGUGCUGUCUCUCGUGGUGUCCGUCAGGAUGGUGUUUUUCCUGGAGGACGUCAUGGCCUGCACAAAGCACCUGCUGGAGUGGAUUGCUGGCUGGCUCCCACGCCACUGCAUCGGGGCCAUCCUGGUGUCACUCCCUGCUCUCGCUGUCUACUCCCAUGUCACCUCCGAAUUUGAGACAAAUAUCCAUUUCUCCAUGUUCACGGGCUCGGCCGUGCUGGUGGCCAUUGUGCACUACUGUAACUUCUGCCAGCUCAGCUCCUGGAUGAGGUCCUCGCUCGCCACCGUUGUGGGGGCCGGGCCGCUGCUGCUGCUCUACAUCUCCCUGUGCCCAGAAAGUUCCAUAGUGAUUUCACCCCUCGAUGCAGUACAGAAUUUCAGCUCCCAGCGGAGUCCUUGCAAUAGCUCACUGCCGCAGGACAGCAGGAGGCUGGCCAGCCUCAUUGGCCAGGAGGUGAUCCUCGUCUUCUUCCUCCUGCUUUUGCUGGUCUGGUUCCUGAACCGGGAGUUCGAGGUCAGCUACCGCCUCCACUACCAUGGCGACGUGGAGGCAGAUCUCCACCGCACCAAGAUCCAGAGCAUGCGGGACCAAGCCGACUGGCUGCUGCGGAACAUCAUCCCCUACCACGUGGCCGAGCAGCUGAAGGUGUCCCAGACCUACUCCAAGAACCACGACAGCGGAGGAGUGAUCUUUGCCAGCAUUGUCAACUUCAGCGAGUUCUACGAGGAGAACUAUGAAGGGGGCAAGGAGUGCUACCGGGUCCUCAACGAACUGAUUGGGGACUUUGAUGAGCUCCUGAGCAAGCCGGACUACAGCAGCAUUGAGAAGAUCAAGACCAUUGGGGCCACGUACAUGGCGGCAUCAGGGCUGAACACCACCCAGUGCCAGGAUGGCAGCCACCCACAGGAGCACCUGCAGAUCCUGUUCGAGUUCGCCAAGGAGAUGAUGCGCGUGGUGGAUGACUUCAACAACAACAUGCUGUGGUUCAACUUCAAGCUCAGAAUCGGCUUCAACCAUGGGCCACUCACAGCCGGCGUCAUCGGCACCACCAAGCUGCUAUAUGACAUCUGGGGGGACACCGUCAACAUCGCCAGCAGGAUGGACACCACUGGCGUCGAGUGCCGCAUCCAGGUGAGUGAAGAGAGCUACCGCGUCCUGAGCAAGAUGGGCUACGACUUUGACUACCGAGGGACAGUGAACGUCAAGGGCAAAGGUCAGAUGAAGACCUACCUUUACCCCAAGUGCACAGACAAUGGGGUCGUGCCGCAGCACCAGCUGUCCAUCUCCCCAGACAUCCGCGUGCAGGUGGAUGGCAGCAUCGGCCGGUCUCCCACAGACGAGAUUGCCAACCUGGUGCCUUCUGUCCAGUAUUCGGACAAGACAUCUCUGGUCUCUGAUAACAACAUGCAGGCCAAGGACGCCCACCCAUCCUCAAAGAGAGCCUGGAAAGAGCCCGGCAAAGCCGAAGAAAGGUGUCGAAUUGGCAAAGCCAUAGAGAAAAAUGACUGUGAAGAGCUGGGAAUGGAAGAAGCUGACGAACUCACCAAGCUCAGCGUUUGAGAGCGGGAAGCAGCGGCCCAGGCCGCCCUGGUGCUCUGCGCGCCCAUCAGGCUUUCUCAGGUGCCGCAGUUUCUGUCCCUGGACGUGGUGUUAUGUGGUCAUUUCAGCCCCAACUUCUGUGUUAUCACAGUCAUUCAGGUUCAUUUCCACCUGUUUCUUCUUUCCUUUGCUCCCUUCUUGGGGUGAUCAGUCCCGCCACAUUGAGGAGAGCAAGUGCCUUCAGGGCUUGGCCUUGGCCUUGGCCUCAAGUCUAGGGACUGAGGCCGCUGGUGGAAGUCAUGGCUUUGCAGAUUGUCUGAAUUUUAAAACAAAAGCUAUGGUUAAGAUGUCAUUUUUAUUGCUUUUUCUCACAGGACACUUUUUUUUUUUUGGCCAAUACAAUGUUUUUGAAUUUAUUUUUUCUGCAUACAUCAUAGUGUUUCCCAGUUCCCUGACCUCUCUCUGUAAGCACAGACACGCACGCACACUUGCAUUUAUCGACCUGACAUCAAGUGCCAGUAAUUCACCCAGAGGGGACAUGCCAGCAGCGCGUGGGAAGAGCGCUCUGCCCCGCAGGCCCUGGCUCACCCGCAUGGUCCCAAGCAGUCCAGCCCUCAGAGGCUGGCAGGGACUGUGCCCCUGACAGUGAGUGGUAUCAGGGGCUCCUUCAUGUGCAGGCCCAGAUCGCAAAUGCCCCCUGCGCACAAAGCUUGGGAACCCAGCCUCAGGUCUCUCGAAGCCGUUUUUCACCCUGACCCUCUGCCUAGGAGUUCUUCCAUGCUGGAGCGAAGGUGUUUGUCUUGGAAGCUGACCCGUCUGAGGGGGAAAUGCCAAAUAAACGUCUGAGGGUCGCAUUUAUUUAUUUAUUUAUUUAUCAUGAGAUGUGUGCAUUUCAGGGAGGGGGUGCUGGGUUAUUCUAGUGGAGGGAAAUAGGCUAUGGGGGGUGGUUUCCAGAAUGAUGACAAGAUGUCCCUCAGUGUUUCGGCCACCUGGGGCCACUCCCCCCAUAAGGGCCCUGAGCAGGAUCUGGAGCCAUGUCCAGUGCACUUUGGAGGUCGGGGAAGCUCUCCAGCUGCUCCUGCCUGCGGGGAUCUGGAUGGAAUUCCGGCCAUGCACCAAGCAGGUCUGGGCAGGCAUUGCCAGUGCUGUCUCGGCUUCCACAAAUUCCAGAAGUUUCUCCAUCCUUCCCACUCUCGGACUGCAGAAGGCCUAUUUGUGGCGGGAUUGAAUCUUGUCAGCUAAUUCCAGCCUCUUGAGGCGGAAUCCUUACACUGUAUUUAGAGACAGAAUCAUAUGCAUGUGAAUGAGGUAUGGAGCUGGGGGAGAUGUAGGAAACCUAAGGAAAAGUGCUCUGUCCUCGUGGUCACUAAUCCUGUUUGUGAUGAUGUUUUCCCGCAUCGAGUCUGAAGUUCACGUCAAAUUGAGCUCAGGCGAAAGUUGCCCGGUCACAGCCACAGUCAUUUUCUCAGGCGACGAUCGGCGAGGCAGGCUUCUUGUCUGUUGAAGGUCUUCACUGCAUGCCCCACACGUCUUCCUUCCACUGGUAAAUCUCACUGUGUAAUGUUCCCAUCCCCAUUAAGUCCCUUGUCACUUCUCCCCAAAGACGUGCAGAGCCUGCGUUUUGGCGCAAGAAAUAUCCAUUCUGAUCAGCCACCUGUCCAGGGGACGCGCCUGGGAUGGCUACCCAUGUGCAGCUGGUCUCGGGGUGGGGGCAAGAACAUUCUCAGUAGCUGUAAGAUUGUACUUCAGGUGUUACUGUCAGUUUGUCAGUCUUCCAAUACCUAAGAAAGGCUGGUUGUGCCAAUACCUCUUGCUUCUAAAGAAUGUAUUCUUAUAAAAUACCGCAGAUUUUUUUUCCUUAAAAAACACUACCUGAUGCUUUCCUUGCACUUAGGGGGUGUGGACAUGUUAGGGUUUCUUUCCCAUCAGUAUUAAGGUGUGCAUCCAAGCGUCCUCCUGUCCUCUGCCCUCUGCCUGCAGGCUGUGUAGCUCCGAGGGGCUGGGUGGUUGUGAUGUCUUUGCUGUCUCGCUCCAGAUGUGCUCCAUGAAGUUCAUCUCGCACACACUUCUUCCCUACCAGAAGCUCUCCUUCCCCUACAACAGAGGUGUGUUCGUUCCUCACCCUGGGAGCCCACAGAGCUGCACACCCAAGGGAGAAGUCCUUCACCUCGGGGGGUUGGGCUAUUGCUGGGCAGACAGGAGCCUAUGAGGAAGGGAGCUCACCCAGAGUGUGAAACCAUCUUUAAAAACAUCCUGAGCCUUCCUAGAUAACCAAUCCAGAUGUCCUAUCUGGACCACGAGGCCCCUGGGGCCCUUCCCAGCCCCUGCCUUGAAGCGCACCUCAAUGCAGAACCACUGUGCGGCCCAACCUGUUGGCGCUGAAUAAAUGCUUGCUGGGGACAGAUAGGUUUCUAAGCAGCAGGCUCGAGAGCCAUCAGUGGGAGGGACGCGUUCCUCAGGGUGGCAGCACCUCCUAGGAACUUAGGGCAGGAAGCAAUACUUCAGAAUUGAAUGUGUGUAAAUAGUUGCUUCGAGUUGCAUCUGCUAUUUUCUUAUCUCCAGCUCAGAUCAAAUUAUAUAUAUAUAUAUGAUAAACAAGCACAUGUAAUUCUAUCUAGUGCAGACCAGUGUAGCGUGUCGGCUUUGAAACCCUUCAAUAGCUCGAGAGUCCCACAGAUGGUGACACAUCUGCACCCGACUGUCACCACCAACAUCCCUCCUGAGGACGACACCUGCACAUUUGUACCUGACACACAGAGCCAAAGGCCACGUGCUUCCCGCCACCAAGGCCAUAAUCAUUUGUAGUUUUCAAAGACACGUAUGCAUUUGAAUUUCUAGAUUUUGGAGGUAAGCAUUUGUUGAUUGGUUGUUUUGAAAAUCAUAUCAUGCCGAGCACCUGGAAUUAAAUGAGCAAGAACCAGCUAUUUGCAUUUUCCAUCUUUCCGUCGUCCUGCUCUUUCUAAAUUGUUAUUUCUAAUAAUUUCAAAAUGCAUUCACUGAAGAAAUGGACAUUAAAAUAUUCUAAAAAUCUC
Messenger RNA from Cynocephalus volans (Philippine flying lemur), 7408 nucleotides. It is a transcript of the gene ADCY9, whose product is annotated as adenylate cyclase 9. Bases 291 to 4397 code for a protein of 1368 amino acids. Gene Ontology annotation, molecular function: adenylate cyclase activity. NCBI's taxonomy places the organism in Eukaryota, Metazoa, Chordata, Mammalia, Dermoptera, Cynocephalidae. Gene Ontology annotation, biological process: intracellular signal transduction; cyclic nucleotide biosynthetic process; adenylate cyclase-activating G protein-coupled receptor signaling pathway. The transcript has 11 exons. The record is from RefSeq and is a predicted model, not a curated record. Gene Ontology annotation, cellular component: plasma membrane.